This is a messenger RNA of Notolabrus celidotus (New Zealand spotty), 2816 nucleotides long. RefSeq names its product gastrula zinc finger protein XlCGF57.1-like. NCBI's taxonomy places the organism in Eukaryota, Metazoa, Chordata, Actinopteri, Labriformes, Labridae. The coding region runs from base 163 to 1803 and encodes 546 amino acids. The transcript is spliced from 5 exons. Gene Ontology annotation, cellular component: nucleus. The record is from RefSeq and is a predicted model, not a curated record.
ACGGACAACACACAACCGGAAGUACUUCUAACUGGAGCGCGUGACUCUGUCUUUUUAAAAUGGUGACUGGUUGGCGCGAUAAUUCUGUCUGAGUGUUUUUGUCUUCAUGGUAGAGUUUAAGGAAGUUUGAUAGAGAGCUAGCUGUGUUUGUGAGAGUUUAAAAUGUCUAAAGUCCACACACUGAGAGGUUUAGUGAAGCAGAGACUGACUGCGGCUGCUGAAGAGAUAUUUGAGCUGUUUGAAAGAACGAUAGCAGAGUACGAGGAGCAACUUAGUCGAUCAGCAGAGGAGAACCAGCGACAACAGAAACUACUGGACGCUGUUUACAACCCGGAAGCAGUGUUUCCUGCAGACGUCCAGCAGCUGGUUGAGAGUAAAGAAGAGGUUCCCUCCAAGCAGCAGGAGAGGAGCUCCAAUCCGGACCAGGAGGACCCACCAGAACCACCACACAUUAAAGAAGAACAGGAGGAACUGUGGAUCAGUCAGGAGGGAGACCAGCUCCAAGGACUGGAGGAGGCUGAGACUACCAAGGUCACUUUCACUCCUGUCCCUGUGAAGAGUGAAGGUGAUGAUGGAGAGAAACCUCAGCUCCUUCACCGGUUUUAUCAAGCUGAUGGAGAGGACUGUGGAAGACCAGGACCAGCCAAGAACCCAGAUCCAGAGAGAAAUUUAAGACCAGGAUGUAGAGAUUGUUCUGAACCUGUGACGGACAACAGCGAUGAUUGGAGAGACGCAGCAGAAUAUCAGUCCACGUUGAAGAUCCACAAAAGACCGAAGCCUGGCGAGAAGUCCUACAGCUGCUCUGAGUGUGGGAGAACAUUCAAGAAGAAACGCUUUCUGACCAAACACAUGAGAGUCCACACCGGAGAGAACCCCUUCAGCUGCUCGGCAUGUGACAAAAGCUUCAUGAGUAAGCAGGGUCUGAGAUCCCACAUGGUGCAGCACGGCGGGGAGAAACCGUACAGCUGCAGGGGCUGUGACCAGAGGUUCUCCUGGUGUCAACAGUUAAAGAGACACAAGUGUGUCGGGGGUCCGGCUUCAGCUUCAUUAGGACCAAUCAGUGAUGAGGAGUGCAGUGAACUCCAGUUGUUUCCUGCAGACGUCCAGCAGCUGGUGGAGAGUAAAGAAGAGGUUCCCUCUGAGCAGCAGGAGUGGAGCUCCAGUCCAGACCAGGAGGACCCACCAGAUCCACCACACAAUAAAGAGGAACAGGAGGAACUGUGGAUCAGUCCGGAGGGAGAGCAGCUUCAAGGUCCGGAGGAGGAGGAUAUCAACAACAUCUUUGUUGAACCUCACAGAGAGUGCGGAAAAACAUUCAAAGAGAAACAGCAUCUGAACGUCCACAUGAGAAUCCACACCGGAGAGAAACCCUUCAGCUGCUCUGUGUGCAGCAGAACUUUCACCCAACAGUGGCAUCUCCACCGUCACACCAGGGUCCACAUGAGAGAGGAACCCUUCAUCUGCUCCGAGUGCGGGAAGACAUUCAAGGACAAAGGGAACCUAAAAAGUCACCUCAAAAUCCACAUGGGAGAGAGACCCUUCUGCUGCUCCGUGUGUGGGAAACGUUUCCAUCAGAAGGUGUCUCUGAACAUACACGCAAAGAUCCACACGGGAGAGAAAUCCUUCUGCUGCACCAAGUGUGAUAAACGCUUCACGAGUAAGCCCAACCUGAGGUCGCACAUGGUGCAGCAUGGGGAGGAGAAACCCUACAGCUGCUCCGUGUGUGAGCUUAGAUUCAGUUAUCACAGGCAGCUGAAGAGCCACACGUGUGUCAGCGGGCAGGCGCCUGACUAUACGCUUUAAGUCUGCCUCCAGGACAGUGACUGAUAGACGAAUCCAAAGAGGAGGGGCCUGAUAACUGAAGGCUCUACCUCCCAUACUACUUUUAGACACCUCAGGUACAACAAGCAGGCUGUAAGUCAACUUUUCGUAGUUUCCUCUGACGCCCUGAAAUCUUAAUAAGCCUCUUUUUCAUUAUGAUCAGUAUACAUGUACCAUUAAGGCGAUCUAGGCUCUUCUGCAUCUUUCUGGCCCCGGUCUAUCUUCCUUCAAGAGAGGAACGUUGAGCACAGAGAGGUUCCUGCAUGGACUUACAGCCCUGACUGCAACGUUUUUAAAGGCUCGUGUACUGAUUCAGACGAACCCACUUCCACUGAGUCAAACUCGCAGUCACACCAAAGUCACGACUCCAUCAGCAGCCGAUUGCUAUGAAAACAGUGCCUUGUCCUUGAGCGCCAUUUUUACAUUAAUUUAGCAGCUUUUUUUAAAAUCACAGAAUGAAUUUAAGUGUAUUUAAAUCAUACGUAUGAAUCUUUGUUUGUUAUGUGUGUUUCCUGUGUCGGGAUACAGUGUUUGUGAGGACUUCUGCUGCUAACGGGCAAAUUCCACCAGAUCUGUGUCCGCUCCGUCACAGCACCGGAUCUGAUAGGUUUCUAUACUAGUCAGUGUGUUGACUUCCACUGGAUCCAGGAGUGCGGGAAAUGUUUCCACGAAAGAGGGCAUCUCAUACGACACAUACAGACUCACGCUGAAGAGAAACCCUUCACCUGGGGGAACAAAUUUAACCAGAGGUAGCAUCUCAGCAGACACACGAGUGUUCACCCAGCAGAAAAAAACCCUCCAGCUACUCCGAGGUUCCUUCUGCAGGGACGCAAAAAACUCACACGAGAGAGAUACUGGUCCGCUACGGAUCCUUCAGAGGAGAGCCGUCUCACAGGGUUUAUUUUUAUUCUGACUCUAGUUUGUCUUUAUUAUGUGAAUAUAUAUUUGUAACUGAGCUGAUGAAAGCAAUAAAUGAAAACUGUGGGACAGUAUAA